Cynocephalus volans (Philippine flying lemur) is the source of this 480-nucleotide messenger RNA. Its product is annotated as myosin light polypeptide 6-like. The record is from RefSeq and is a predicted model, not a curated record. The coding region runs from base 25 to 480 and encodes 151 amino acids. The transcript has a single exon. NCBI's taxonomy places the organism in Eukaryota, Metazoa, Chordata, Mammalia, Dermoptera, Cynocephalidae. Gene Ontology annotation, molecular function: structural constituent of muscle; calcium ion binding. Gene Ontology annotation, cellular component: myosin II complex.
GUCCGGCAGAGCUAAGCAGUCAAGAUGUGUGACUUCACCAAGGACCAGACUGCAGAAUUCAAGGAAGACUUCCAGCUGCUUGACCGAACAGGUAAUGGCAAGAUCCAAUACAGCCAAUGUGGGGAUGUGAUGAGAGCCCUGGGCCAGAACCCCACCAAUGCCGAGGUGCUCAAUGUCCUGGCGAAUCCCAAGAGUGAUGAGAUGAAUGUGAAGAUACUGGACUUUGAGCACUUUUUGCCUGUGCUGCAGACUGUGGCCAAGAACAAGGACCAGGGCACCCAUGAGGAUUAUGUUGAAGGCCUUCAGGUAUUUGACAAAGAAGGGAGUGGCACAGUAAUGGAUGCUGAAAUCCGGCAUGUCCUUGUCACGCUGGGUGAGAAGAUGACAGAAGAAGAAGUGGAGAUGCUGGUAGUAGGGCACAAGAAUAGCAAUGGUUGUAUCAACUAUGAAGAGCUCAUCCGUAUGGUGCUGCAUGGCUGA